AUGGUCAGCCCGCAGUCCCAACAGCAGUUUCGGAAUAUGAAUGUAUUGGCACGAAAUUUCAAAACUAUUGAAAAGACCACGCUUUAUCUGGCAUUCUUCAUCAACGUUAUCCUGCUCUUCCACCGGGUACAAAUUAUGCACCAAGAAGCACCAAGUAAAAGUAAAGCAGAGGAUAAUGAAUCGGAUGAUGUGGAGUUAGUAUUCAUUACCGGUGUGGUGAUACCUUACACGUCGUACGAAGUGACCGGUUGGAUGCUGGCGCAGCUCUUGUACUGGUUGAGUGUUUUGCAUGCGAUCGCGUCAUUUGCCCUCUUGGUGUCCUUUUAUCAACUGAAGAUCCCACUGAUAACAUUUAAACGCGAGAAAGAAGUGGCACGUCGUUUGAUGUUUGACGGGUGUUGGCUUACCGAAGAAGAUGAUGAGGAGCGAACUUUAAUUAACACUGUCUUCUGGUAA
Messenger RNA from Gongylonema pulchrum, 456 nucleotides. Lineage: Eukaryota; Metazoa; Nematoda; Chromadorea; Rhabditida; Gongylonematidae. The record is from the annotation of a GenBank genome assembly.